AUGCGAUGCGCGAGCAAGGCCGCCGAGAGCGCGUCCGCACGUCUCUGUGCGGACGCCGAAGCAGUAACAACAGCAACUGAUGUUUCAUCGUUUGCUAAAAAGUCUCAGCCUGUGUCACCUGGUGAUGCAGGCGCUGGUCAUGAAGACACUCAUGUCUUCACAGAGUACGAGCUCGGUGUCUCGUACUCUCCUGAUACGGAUGACGGAUCCGUAUCGACGGCAAUUGAAUCCAAGCCGCCUGCCAAGCGUGGCAUGGACGAUGCUUUGCGUCGCAGCAUCUUUGGUUCAUCUGAUGAAUCAGAUGAACCAUCGCCGAAGCGAAGGCGCUCGAGGUCGCGAGACUCGGGCGCUAAUAGCGGUGUCGGUUCUCCUAUUGACACCACUUCGCAACGAGGUGCCAGUCCUUCUGUCGGCACGUCGCAGGAAGAGCGGGACCGCAAUGUCUUGCGUUUCGCUCCUGAGAAGAAGGCAUGGAUGCCUCCCAAAUCCGUCAUGGAUCACUUGAUCCAUCACCUUGACCCCAACGCGAAGAACUAUCGCGCUGAGAAUGAGUUUUUGAUCGAUGCUUUCUUUAAACAUCGAUGGUACAGUGGGAAUCACAAACGUGAUGGUCCCUCACUACUUCAGGCGUGGAACGCCUACAUCCAUAACCUCGAGGAUGUAGGUCGUGACGCUUGGAACGACAAACUUAUCAAAGAUCGUGAUAAGUUUGAAAAGCAAACCCCGACAGGUGCACGCUACAAGCUGCAUCGUCUGUCAAGGGAGAAGGGAUUACCCUGCCUCUCUUGGGGAGACUCGUGCCCAUGUUGUGUGAACAACUCUGCACGAGCACCUAAGGAGGCUUACCUCCUUACCAGCCCGUGGUGGCGCGUACGUGUCUCUACUGAGAUGUACGAAGGGAUUGACAACCUGAAAUCCCUUUACGACCGUGCCGGGAAGACUUUCUCCGGCGGUCCUUCCGCGGCACAGGAUGUGCCGCGUCGUACUGCUCAACCAGACCCAGUACGUCGAUCGUCAGUUGGGAGCGGGGCUCCCAAGAAUCUCAGGACGGGGGAUAGCCGCGCCACCGGACGAGGUAACUCGUCCGACGUCCGUUCACGUCGCGGUGGUUCAACAGCUGCUCUACUAGAUAGCGCUGGCCACCGCGAGAGUCCUCUAAUGGAGGUGGAGGAGGAGGAAAGACGCUCUCCACACGAUCAUGUGGAUCCGUGUGUUCCGAGAGCUUCUGUGAUCGCGUAA
Messenger RNA from Peronospora matthiolae, 1239 nucleotides. NCBI's taxonomy places the organism in Eukaryota, Oomycota, Peronosporomycetes, Peronosporales, Peronosporaceae. The record is from the annotation of a GenBank genome assembly.